This is a messenger RNA of Temnothorax curvispinosus, 2975 nucleotides long. Its product is annotated as zinc finger protein 10-like. Gene Ontology annotation, molecular function: zinc ion binding. Gene Ontology annotation, cellular component: nucleus. The record is from RefSeq and is a predicted model, not a curated record. The transcript has 3 exons. Bases 129 to 2261 code for a protein of 710 amino acids. Lineage: Eukaryota; Metazoa; Arthropoda; Insecta; Hymenoptera; Formicidae.
UGGCGGUGGCGGUGGCGGUGGUUUUGCGUGUUUACCGUUCCUGUAGUGAGUGUCACGCAAUUGAAAGCUUUCUCUCUCUCCUUCUGCGAUUCUUCGGUGGUCGCAAUCUGUUUACCGCGGGAAAAACGAUGUCGGGAUACCGUAAGGUAAACUAUUAUGAAUUGUGUCGACUGUGUACCAGCAGUGAGGGUAACAAGAUGAAUAUUUUUCGCGAUGAAGGACGCAGACGACAAUUGCAAACGAAAAUACAGACGUAUCUACCGAUACAGGUUAUGGAGGAGGAUUCAUUACCAAAAAUUGUAUGCCACGAAUGUGUCAAGAAGCUAGAGAGUUUUAUAGAGUUCCGAGAAACUGUGGUCAAUGCUGAGGGUAUGUUGGAGUCUUAUUUUACCUCGCUUCGUUUUUCUGAGGAAUUUCUGAAAGAAGGAAAAGUUUAUGUAAAGAAUAUCGAAAAGGAAAGACCGUCCACACCAGAGGAUGAUGUUCUAAAGUCAAUGGAUAAAGUGCCAACACCAGUGGGAGGCCAAAUAAUGAAUAAUCAACAAUCAGUAGAUCAAACACAGCAUCAGCAACCUGUUGUAGUUAGCAAUAUAAAUACUUCUAAUAUACAAAUCAUCAGUGGUGUGCAAGCAAGGGUACAGCAAUACAAAUGUGCUAUGCAGAUGCAACCAGGCGGUAUGGCAGCGGCUGUCGUUGAAGCUACAGCAGAGACUCAUUACAGUUACCAACAACAAACUUCUCAAGUAUCAUCGCAUCAAUCAAAUGAAACGCAAAAUCAAAUCAGUGACCAACAAAAUCAAUCUCCCGCAAUUCAGCAGCAAACUCAGAGCCAAAUACAGAAUCACAGCCAAAUAAAUCAGCAAGCACAAUCCCAAAGAGCAAUUUCUCAACAAUUGAGUCAAUCAGCACAAUUAUCUCAACAACAGAAUCAAAGCCAAGUCAGUCAACAGGUACAAGGACAAUCACAGAUAUCACAGCAGCUUCAACAAUUACAAAGGCAACAACGUGAAUUUGAAAAGCAGCAUAGACAACUUCAACUUGAAAAACAGCAAGUACAAAUUAUAACACAGCAAGAAUUUUCAGUAAAACAAGAGACGCCAGUUGUACAUCAAAAUAAUAAUAUAGUUCUCAAAACUGAAACAGAUAUGGAACCGAAUCAACAAAUCAUACAAAAAAUACAAUCCGAGGCCCAAAAAGAUGAAUCUCCUAACCCAAAUGUACAAACUUAUACUACAGUACAAGCAACGCCAGAAGUAUUUUUAAAUUUGGGUUUCAAAGAGAAUCCAUUAAUGACAGUUCGAAAUGACAAAGAUUUUAAAGAAUUUGCAAAAACAUCUGAUGACGGAAUCUCUCGUAAUUCAAUCGAACAGAUCAGAGAAUUUCUGAGACUUAGGUCAGGUUCAGAGCCAACAUCUUUAAUCACUGUGAAUCCUCAAGGACAAGCUGCAAGAAAUGCUAUUUGCCGUGACUGUGGUAAAAGCUUUCCUUCAUUCGACCAAAUGAGCAAUCAUAAUUGUAAUGUUGAGACACUUAUGAGUGAACCAUCGGAUACUGGAAGUAAAGAUGAUCCUUUGCAAACUAAUGUUAAUGCCUUCAGUUGUGACAUUUGUAGUAAGCCAUUCAAACGAAAAGAACAUCUCUUUCAACAUCGAAAAUUACAUACCGGUGAGCGACCGUAUGUGUGUACGACAUGUGCAAAAGCUUUCAGUCGUAAGGAACACUUGGUUAGACAUUCGGUAUCUCAUACCGGACAGAAAAUGCACGAAUGUGAAUUGUGUGGCAAAAGUUUUUCACGUAAGGAUAAUCUACAUAAACAUAGAAAAACGCAUGGUGUAUCUGGUCCUUACAUUUGCGAAACUUGUGGGAAGUCAUUUGUUGUAAAACAUUAUUACGUGAUGCAUUUAACUACUCAUGCAGUCACUGUCAUGGAUGGUAUAAAUUGCCCAGAUCCAUUGCCAUAUAAAUGCGAUAUAUGCCAUAAAGCGUUUUCAGUAAAACAAUAUCUUACUACACAUAGACUUAGACACAGAUCAAAAAAUAAUAAUAAUUCUGCACAAAAUAGUUUAAACGUGCAACAAUCAAAUGCCACGAAUAAUGUGAAUGUAGUGACAAAUAACGUUAGCAGUACUGGAAAUUUAAAUAAUGGACAAUCUAGCAAUGAGUCAACUGUUGAAAUGCAAAGCGUUAUUGACCAGAACGAACAAGCUAACGGAUCAUUUGCUAACACUCAGUAUCAUACUAAUAUGCAAGCAUUUCAAUGAGAUAAGGAAAAGCGUGUCUAUUACGUUCUCUUGCCAAAUGGUAACAAUCAUAAGAUCGUGGUUGUAUAAGCAAGAGAAACUUUAUGACGCGCUAAAAUAUUUUUUUAUAUGGUUUUGUUCUUGAACGAAUGUGGUGUUUGUAUUUUAAUACUACAGGAUGAGAAUCAAAGUGAUUUCGACAACUUAGAUAUUUUGAUGUAUACACAUCGGACAGAGAGUAGAUCUGUUGAAUACUUUAAAAGAUUGCUGGGCUUGACAAUGUAAAUAUAUUUUGCCAACAAAACAUUAGCUAUAUGGAAUGCAUAUUGUAGUUUUUAAAUGAAUGCUUAUUCAUAUCCAAUAUUUCAAAAAAUAUGUUAUUAAUACUUGUAUAUAAUACCCAUGUAUACAGGUAUAUUAAUACUUAUAUGCAGCAUUCUGUAUACGAGUACAUUCAACUUCAAUACAGUAAAAGAAUAGAAAAUAAUUCUGCAAAAUUCAAUAUGUCUACAUUAUACAUCAAAAUCACAAAUUGGUUUGAACUUAUGAAUCUUGUUAAUGUAACAAGGUUAUUGUAAUUCAAUUCAUGAAUAACAUAUAAUGAAGUAAAUUAAGAUUUAUAUUUAUUGAUGUAUUUAUAUGAAUAUAACGGACUAAUACACAGAUAUUAAGUAAUAAAAAUUUUAACAUCAAAAUAAAAUCGAAAUGUAUAAGAAUUUGAAAAAAGUUUAUCUC